Molecule: messenger RNA, 2011 nt
Organism: Otolemur garnettii (small-eared galago)
Lineage: Eukaryota; Metazoa; Chordata; Mammalia; Primates; Galagidae
Gene: NPTXR
Product: neuronal pentraxin receptor
Exons: 6
Coding region: 1-1788 (595 amino acids)
Source: RefSeq, a predicted model, not a curated record
AUGUCCACCUUGAGGCUUAAUUACGACCGAGCUCUUAGCACACCAAGCACAGAGCCCACCCCUUCCCAAGUAGCUGUCAGCAUUGCGGGCAUUGGGAGGGGGCCAGAGCACAGAAGUAGAAAGAGCGGCGGCAGCAGCGGCCGCGGCGACUGCUCCAGCUCCGGCUCUGGUUCCGGCUGCGGCUCCCGCGUCGGUCCCGCUCGGCUCCGUGCGCCCGGGCCCCGUGCCCCGACCCCGCCGCCGCUCCUGCCGGGGGCCUCGGGCGCCCCCGCCGCCCGCCUCACGCUGAAGUUCCUGGCAGUGCUGCUGGCCGCGGGCAUGCUGGCGUUCCUCGGUGCCGUCAUCUGCAUCAUCGCCAGCGUGCCCCUGGCGGCCAGCCCGGCGCGGGCGCUGCCCGGCGGCGCCGACAACGCCUCGGCCGCCUCGGGGGCCGCUGCGUCCCCGGGCCCGCAGCGCAGCCUGAGCGCGCUGCACGGUGCGGGCGGCUCGGCCGGACCCCCCGCGCUGCCCGGGGCACCGGCGGCCAGCGCACACCCGCUGCCACCUGGGCUCCUCUUCAGCCGCUUCCUGUGCACGCCGCUGGCGGCCGCCUGCCCGUCGGGGACCGAGCAGGGGGACGCGGCGGGCGCGGCGCCCGGGGAGCGCGAGGAGCUGCUGCUGCUGCAGAGUACCGCCGAGCAGCUGCGCCAGACGGCGCUGCAGCAGGAGGCGCGUAUCCGCGCGGACCAGGACACCAUCCGCGAGCUCACCGGCAAGCUGGGCCGCUGCGAGAGCGGCCUGCCGCGCGGCCUCCAGGACGCCGGGCCGCGCCGCGACACCAUGGCCGACGGGCCGUGGGACUCGCCCGCGGUCAUCCUCGAGCUGGAGGACGCUGUGCGCGCCCUCCGGGACCGUAUCGACCGCUUGGAGAAGGACCUCCCAGCCCAUGCGAACCUCUCAGCUGUCCCAGCUCCUGCCCCCGUGGCACCCACCGUUCUGCACUCUAAGAUGGACCAGCUAGAGGGGCAGCUGCUGGCCCAAGUGCUGGCACUGGAGAAGGAGCGUGCGGCCCUCAGUCACAGCAGCCACCGGCAGCGGCAGGAGGUGGAGAAGGAGCUAGAUGCCCUGCAGGACCGCCUCGCCGAGCUGGAGCACGGGUCCUCGGCCUACAGCCCCACAGAUGGCUUCAAGGUCAGCAUCCCCUUCCGCAACAACUACAUGUAUGCCCGCGUGCGGAAGGUGCUGCCUGAGCUCUACGGGUUCACCGCUUGCAUGUGGCUGCGAUCCAAGUCCAGUGGUACUGGCCAGGGCACCCCCUUCUCCUACUCGGUGCCUGGGCAGGCCAACGAAAUUGUGCUGCUAGAGGCAGGUCAUGAACCCAUGGAGCUGCUGAUCAACGACAAGGUGGCCCAGCUGCCCCUGAGCCUAAAGGACAAUGGCUGGCACCACAUCUGCAUCUCCUGGACCACAAGGGAUGGCCUCUGGUCUGCCUACCAGGACGGGGAGCUGCAGGGCUCUGGCGAGAACCUGGCUGCCUGGCACCCCAUCAAGCCUCAUGGGAUCCUUAUCCUGGGCCAGGAACAGGAUACCCUGGGUGGCCGGUUUGAUGCCACCCAGGCCUUCGUUGGUGACAUUGCCCAGUUUAACCUGUGGGACCAUGCCUUGACACCUGCCCAGGUUCUGGGCAUUGCCAACUGUACCGGGCCACUGCUGGGCAACGUCCUUCCCUGGGAAGACAAGCUGGUGGAGGUCUUUGGGGGUGCAACAAAGGCCGCCUUUGAUGUCUGCAAGGGGGGGGCCAAGGCAUGAGGGGUCCCCUUGUCCAGGGCCCCUCACUUGCCUGCCAUUUGGGGGACUUUGAGGGGGCACAUCCCCUCCAUAGCCUGUCCACACACUGGCUUUCCCUCCUGCCUACUCCUGGCCAUGCCUCCAUUUCCCCUCUCCUGUACCCACAUCUCCAGAGUGCCCUGCCCUGUGAGUGUGUUUGCUAACCCCACCUGGAUGGGGACAAGCAUCUCAAGUCACCAGGUGG